Molecule: messenger RNA, 1272 nt
Organism: Dentiscutata heterogama
Lineage: Eukaryota; Fungi; Glomeromycota; Glomeromycetes; Diversisporales; Gigasporaceae
Source: the annotation of a GenBank genome assembly
AUGGCACAAGAAGAUAUGUUAAUUGAUUAUGAUUAUAUGGAUUUAGGUCAUGAAGCAACUUCUAAACUAUGGUCACCAACUUAUAAACAUUUUAAAUAUAAUGAAAAAACAAAAAAAUGGAAAUAUGACUAUUGCAUUAAAGCUUAUGAAAAAAGAGAUACUUCAACUUUUUGGAAACAUUUAAGAAGCAAACAUCUUGAUAAAAUUAAUAAUAUACCAGAAGAAAUUUCUGAACUUUCUGAAAAAAUAUCUAAAUUAUCUUUUACUAUUGAUACUUGGACUAGUGCAAAUUAUUUACCAUUUUUGGGUAUUUCAGCUCAUUGGAUUAAUAAUAAUUUAAAUUUGCAAUCAGUUGUUUUAGAUUUUUGCUACUUGCCUGGAUCACAUACAGGAAAAAAUUUAACAUCAAAAUUUUUAGAAGUCUUGUCAGAUUUUAAUCUUAAUUCAAAGUAUAUUUCAAGCAAUAAAAAUAUUAAUUUUAAUAUAAAAAAUCAACAUAUUAGAUGUUUUGCGCAUAUAAUAAAUUUAGUAGCAAGAGAUUUAAUUAAAGAACUUUAUAUUAAAAUUGAAUUUGAUAAUGAUAAUGAUAUAUUAAAAGAUAAAGAUAUAGAAAAAUUAAAUAAUAUUAUUUUUAGAUAUUUUAAAGAUGCUACUGAUUAUGCUGAAGAUAAAUUAAAUGAUACAAUUAAAAAUAAUACAGAACAAAUUAUUAAAAAUACUGCAAAUGCUGCAAAAAAUAAAAUUCUUAAAUAUUAUUUAUUUACAGAUAAAGAUUUAUAUAAAAUUUCUAUAAAUCCUAGAUUAAAAUUAGAAUAUUUUAAAAAUAAUAAUUUUAAUUCUACAUAUAUUACUGAAGCAAAAAAACUUAUUUUUAAAAUUUGGAAUCAAGAGUAUAAAGAAAAAUAUCCAAAUAUGCUUCAGCAAAAAAGAAAUGAUAGUAAUAAUAAGCAUGAUAAUAUAUUUUUACAUGUUUUUAAACAAAGAAAAGUUGAUUAUACUAAUAAACUAGAAGACUAUCUUUCUGCUUCUAUUAAAAAUAAAAAUAUAGAUAUUCUUUUAUGGUGGAAGUUACAAGUAAUAACAUAUCCAAAUUUAACAAGAAUGGCUCAAAAUUAUUUAGCUAUUCUAGCAACAAGUGCACCUAUAGAACGAAUUUUUUCUAAUGCUACAGAUUUAAUUACACCUAAAAGAAAUAAUUUAAAAAGUAAAACUAUAAAUAAACUUAUAUGUUUAAAAAGUUGGCUGAAAUUAAAUUCAUCUAAAUUAGAUUAA